AUGUCGCGACUCGUCGAGUCCGUCGUGUCUUUCGCGUCAUCCCGGGCGCCCCCUCCCCCCGUGCCAGUGGUGACAAGUCCCCAAGUAGUUCCCGAUUCCGUGUCCCCACCUACCGAAAAGAAGAAGAAGAAACCCCAUCGAGGUCUCAUUCGGGCUGUUGGCGUCUUUUUCAAGCGGAAAUGCAGUGAAGGGGACGCCACCGUGAGGCCUCCCGUGGUCAGCGACGCGUCCCCGAAUCGCAUGGUGCAGUGGAUCCAUGGCUCGCAACGUCAGUCCAUGCCGGACAUGCCACUGGAGGCGGUGGAGCCUUUGCUGUAUCAGGAGCGAGAGACGCUGACGUCCGUGUGCCCCCUGAUGGAAGAAACGCCUGUUCCAGUAAACAACAAGCGAGUCAAGCAGGAGACGAAGGCGGACAAGGGCGAGCGAAGAAAAGUCGAGGCGAAAGCAAACGCCUCGUUCGUCAAGGCGAAACCGUCACCUACAGACAGUCCGGAACUGCUGCGAGCUGAAUCGUCCAGUGGCAACGAGUCCAACGUGGACCCGUUGCGCGUGUCGUUCCUGAUCUUUGGAGGCAGUGAAGUGGACAGCACGUUCGAGCCCGAGUUGCACCCGUCGGAAUUCGACGACGUGCAUGGGAGCGAGAUCCGGCCAGUGCUGCAGAACAAGAUGCCGCUGUUUUUCUCACUGCCACUGGCGGAGCGUUUGCGUCGCAGCAGCGCCAAGUCGGACCCGAAAGAAGACGAGCUGAUGCAGCGCAAAAUUGAAAAGAGCUCGGAAGACGGGGCUGAGACCAAAGAAGAAAGGUCAAAAGAAAAAGAGCGGAACGCGCAGAGGGGCGACAAGAAAAUCAGGAAGGGGUACAUGAGGAUGGAAAGUUAA
This is a messenger RNA of Peronospora matthiolae, 879 nucleotides long. NCBI's taxonomy places the organism in Eukaryota, Oomycota, Peronosporomycetes, Peronosporales, Peronosporaceae. The record is from the annotation of a GenBank genome assembly.